CACAGAACUGACUGAUUUUCAAUAAAUCGUGCAAAUAAAACCUUUUCUGCUUUAGUACAAAUUAGAAAACAAUGAUUCUUGUACAAUUUUCGUUGUUCUGUGAGUAAAUGUAUCUGAUAACGCACGAAGCAUACAUUGUGAGCGAUGCCGUGCGCGUCCUGCACUUCAGCACGUUCUGCAUUGCGUAGAUCACAAAGAAAUGCAUUGAAAAAGACAACUCUUACCACCAGUGCUUCUGAGGCUUCUGCUAUAGCUCAACAUGAAGCAUCGUCAAAAGGAAGUGAUCCGGAAGUUGCUGCUGAGCAAGCACUUCAUGUAGAUCACUCUAACAGUUUUGGCAAUAUCAAUGAAACCAAUGAAGGCCUUUACAAUUUGUCGGACCCUUCUGCAUCUGAUACCUCAGUGAUUGCUGGAGUAAGCAUUUGUCGCCAACUGCCUUAUGAUCUUCGUCGGAAAUCAAUCUCCAAUCAAGAGGAUUACCAGAACACACUCAUACACUCUCCUAGAAAACGAUCACGAAGAACUAUACUGCAUGACGAGACAGAAGAUGUUGAUGGGAACUCAUAUCCUACCUACCACCAACUGGACUUGUUGCCUGAUGACGUACUUCUUACAAUAUUUCGGUACUUAUCAGAGAAAGAUUUAUGUCAUUUAUCCCAAGUAUGCAAAAGAUUUCAAAUAUUGGCCGAUGAUCUUGAACUGUGGAGGAAGUUGUAUCAAUCUCUGUACGAAUAUGAUCUGCCUCUAUUCCAUCCUGAACCAUGCCGCUUCGAGUUUGAGAGAGUGGUGGACAGUGAAUUGGCAAACCCAUGGAAGGAAAGUUUCCGACAGCUAUAUCGAGGCAUCCAUGUUAGACCUGGCUACCAGAAUUUGGCCUGUAGUGACAGGAAAAUUCCUUUCUUUAAUACAAUUGAAAGUGCUCUUGAUUUUGUGUACAAGAAUGCUGAUCGUCUUACCUCACCGACUGGUGAUGCACCUCUGGUUUUCAUUCACACUGGAACUUAUACUGAAGAGUACAUUUUGAUAGAUUGUGAUGUAUCAAUCAUUGGUGCAGCUCCUGGAAUUGUUAGCCACUCUGUUAUUUUGGAUCGAAGUAAUGAUGCGACUAUCAUGUUUGUUGAGGGUGCCAAGCAAGCGUACGCAGGACAUAUGACACUAAAAUUUUCUGCUGAUGGACCAGAGCCAUUCGGGCCUAUAGAUCCAUUGCUUCCAAUUGCUGAAAUAGUUCCAGUGAUUCCUUUGGGGCAACCUGUUGUACCUGUGGUACCAGUCGCUCCUCUGGUCCCAAUUGAACCAAUUCCACCUGUAGCGCCAAUGAUGCCAAUAGGUCAUGUUGCACCUAUUGGUCCUAUAGCCCAUGUGGUUCCUCCUUAUCAGAGGAACUGUUGUGUUGAUAUAAGUGAGAACUGCUGUCCAGUUAUUGAUAGUUGUUUGAUAUGGAGUAACUGUAAUGGUGGACCAGCUGUUUGUGUUCGGGGCAUUGGAGCAAACCCAACCAUCAGACGCUGUGACAUCAGCCAUAAUGCAAACAUUGGCCUUUGCAUCACUAAUUGUGCCCGAGGCUUGUAUGAAGACAAUGAAAUUUGUAAUAAUUAUCUUGCUGGAGUUUUAGUUAAGAGUGGAGCUAAUCCUAUUGUUCGAAGAAAUCAUAUACAUCACGGCAGAGACAUGGGAAUUUUAAUUUUUGACAAUGGCAUGGGAUAUUUUGAUAACAAUGAUAUUCAUAGCAACUUUAAUGCUGGCAUUGAAGUGAAGACAGGUGCAAACCCUACAAUUGUAAAUUGUGAAAUUCAUCAUGGCCAUAGAUGGGGUAUUUAUGUUCAUGGAAAUGGACGAGGUCAAUUCAUGUAUAAUAAGAUCCACUCAUUUACUUUAGCGGGUGUAUGGAUAACUUCACAAAGUAAUCCAACUGUACGUCGGAAUGAAAUAUAUAAUUGUAGGCAAGGUGGGGUGUACAUCUAUGAUGGACGAGCCCUCGUUGAAUACAAUAAUAUAUAUGGAGAUGCAAUUCCAGGAAUUCAGAUCACAUCAUCAGGUCAUCCAAUCAUUAGAUACAACAACAUUUAUCAUUUGUAGAGUAUUAGAAAUAUUUCAAGUGCAUCAAGAUGUGCCAAACUUUUCAGAUGAAAGUUGCCAUUAAUCUGGUUUACUUUUAACAUUUUCAUCCAUAGAAAAUGCCACCUGAAUCUUAUGUUUUAUCCAAUAGGAAACAACAACAAAAACUAGUCAUCACUAGUCAAAGCUACUGUACAUACUGAUUGUGUGUUAUUUAUGUAAUGUCUUUAAAAAAUUACCCUUUAUGGUUAUGCUUUAGAUGUGAUACCCCCCCCCCCCUCUUAUUUUAAAUGUUUUGGGUAGCAUAAUUACAACAUAUUUAUUCCUAUGCUGAACUUGGAGCACUCUCUUGCCGAAACUAGAGAACAAACAGCAUUGAGACAGAAUAAAACAGAGUUGUUUGUCUAAACUCUGUUGUCUUAUUAGAAUCUCAUGUAAACUUCUAAACUCUGUAAAUACAGUGUGUUUGUAAUGGUAUUGAAAAAUAAUGCUGUUAUGUUUUUGUUUUUUUAUUAGUCUUUCACAACAGUGCAAAAUAUAACCUGUCUUAAAACAGCAACAACAGGCACAGAUGUUGUAAUGAAGACAAAAACAGUUGUGCAGGAGUAUAUACAUGUUAUUUAGGUGAAGUCAUAAAUAAAUAAUAGAAAAAAAUA
This is a messenger RNA of Frankliniella occidentalis (western flower thrips), 2711 nucleotides long. Its product is annotated as F-box only protein 11. The transcript is spliced from 8 exons. The record is from RefSeq and is a predicted model, not a curated record. The coding region runs from base 145 to 2076 and encodes 643 amino acids. Lineage: Eukaryota; Metazoa; Arthropoda; Insecta; Thysanoptera; Thripidae. Gene Ontology annotation, biological process: protein ubiquitination; regulation of apoptotic process; ubiquitin-dependent protein catabolic process. Gene Ontology annotation, molecular function: protein binding.